CUCCACACAACAUGCCUCUGUCCGCCUAACAAUCACCCCAGUAUCAACCCACAAAGUUACACAGCCCUCACCAGCCCUCUAUGCAAUGAACGACGACACCAGCCCCUGCCCCUUCUGCGCCAUCGCCGCCGCGUAUCCCGCGCCGCCCGCGUCGUCAACCCUUGCCGCCAGCGUCCCCACCGACGCGACCGCGGCCCCGGAGCGCGUGUCGCCGAGCGCGUUCGUCGUGCUGGCGUCGCGGGAUGUUGUCGCGUUCCUGGACAUCCUGCCGAUGACGGCGGGGCACCUGCUUGUGGCGACGAGGGGGCAUGUGGGGAUUGUGGGCGACGUAGUGGGAGAGGUAGGCAGGGAGGUUGGUUUCUGGCUCCCCCUCCUCUCGCGAACAGUGGCGAAAGUUACAGGCGUGACCGACUACAACAUCGUCCAGAACAACGGCGCCCGCGCUGCCCAGGUCGUCCCACACGUCCACUUCCACAUCAUCCCACGACCGGAAACGAUGCCCCAGGUGCAGAGCAAAAGCUGGACCAUGUUUGGGCGGGGCCAGCGCGAUGAGCUAGACGACGAUGAGGGGGCCGAGUUGGCCGGGGAAAUGAGGAGGGUUCUGAGGGAGGAGGUGGAGAGUCUGGGGAGGGCGAAGCUGUAGAUGUUCAUGUGCUGCUGUAAUCACGUGUAAGAUAGCCGGACGUGUCGGAAGUAGACAGAGGCAUAAAUUGGGCUGGUAUGAAUAUGAUCUCACUGUAAACUUGGGCAGUUAUCUAAUGGUACUGUAACAUGAGAAUAUUUACACUUCGUGGUUCGUCGCGUAGGGAUAGAUUAGUAUGUGACUGAAGGUCAGGCAUCUAUAAACACC
This is a messenger RNA of Mytilinidion resinicola, 850 nucleotides long. Its product is annotated as HIT-like protein. The coding region runs from base 86 to 643 and encodes 185 amino acids. Gene Ontology annotation, molecular function: catalytic activity. Lineage: Eukaryota; Fungi; Ascomycota; Dothideomycetes; Mytilinidiales; Mytilinidiaceae. The record is from RefSeq and is a predicted model, not a curated record. The transcript is spliced from 3 exons. Gene Ontology annotation, biological process: nucleotide metabolic process.